Andrographis paniculata is the source of this 1697-nucleotide messenger RNA. RefSeq names its product ribulose-1,5 bisphosphate carboxylase/oxygenase large subunit N-methyltransferase, chloroplastic. Lineage: Eukaryota; Viridiplantae; Streptophyta; Magnoliopsida; Lamiales; Acanthaceae. Gene Ontology annotation, molecular function: [ribulose-bisphosphate carboxylase]-lysine N-methyltransferase activity; protein binding; protein-lysine N-methyltransferase activity. Gene Ontology annotation, cellular component: chloroplast. The record is from RefSeq and is a predicted model, not a curated record. The transcript is spliced from 12 exons. The coding region runs from base 10 to 1548 and encodes 512 amino acids. Gene Ontology annotation, biological process: peptidyl-lysine monomethylation.
AAUCCUCACAUGAAGAAGAUAAGGCUAAUUCACUCUGCACUCCCCCCAAUCGCCAUGGCUGAAACUUCGAGCCUCCUCCAAUCCACGUUCAUCCCUAUUUUCUCUCCAACUCCAUCUCCAUCCGCUCUCAAAAUCCGCGCCGAUCUCUCCUUUGCCGGAAGAAGUGUCCGAUUUAAUCGAAUUCGGUGCUCCGUCUCAGCGGCAACAGAAACCACCGUCCCGUGGGGGUGCGAAGUCGAUUCUCUGGAGAAUGCGUCGGAUUUACAGGAAUGGUUGUCUCAGAACGGGCUUCCUCCCCAGAAAAUGGCUAUAAAAAGAGUGGACGUUGGAGAGAGGGGACUUGUGGCUAUGAAGAAUAUUAGGAAAGGGGAGAAGCUGCUAUUUGUGCCUCCGUUGCUUUUCAUCACCGCUGAUUCUGAGUGGAGCUGCCCUGAGGCUGGCGAGGUAUUGAAGAAGUACAAUGUGCCCGAUUGGCCACUGCUUGCGACGUAUUUGAUCAGUGAAGCAGGAUUCAUGAACUCUUCGAGAUGGAAAAAUUACAUUGCAGCCUUGCCGAGGCAACCCUAUUCACUUCUGUAUUGGACGCGUUCGGAACUAGAUAAAUAUCUGGAAGCCUCUCAAAUAAGACAACGAGCAAUCGAGAGGAUCAAUGAUGUUACUGGGACAUACAAUGACUUGAACGACAGGAUAUUUUCCAGGUAUCGCGAUUUAUUUCCUCAGCAGGUAUUCAAUAUGGAGACGUUCAAAUGGUCAUUUGGCAUUCUUUUUUCACGCUUGGUACGCUUACCCUCGAUGGGUGGAAGGGUUGCAUUGGUUCCAUGGGCAGAUAUGCUGAACCAUAGUUGUGAGGUAGAAACAUUUCUGGAUUACGACAAAUCCUCCGAGGGAGUUGUGUUCACAACAGAUCGAGCGUAUCAGCCAGGUGAGCAGGUAUUCAUAUCAUACGGUAAGAAAUCCAACGGGGAGCUCUUACUUUCAUAUGGAUUUGUUCCACGGGAAGGAACUAACCCUCGGGACUCGGUUGAGUUGCCUCUGUCCCUCAAAAAAUCGGAUAAGUGUUUCAAGGAAAAGGCGGACGCUUUGAAGAAAUACGGGUUAUCCACAUCACAAUGCUUUCCGGUGCAAAUCACCGGUUGGCCAGUGGAGCUGAUGGCGUAUGCUUAUUUAGCAGUAAGCCCUCCGAGUAUGAAGAGACAGUUUGAUAAGAUUGCUGCUGCUGCAUCGAACAAGACAACGUCCAAGAAGGAUAUUAAAUUCCCCGAAAUAGAGGAGGAAGCGCUGCAAUUUAUUCUGGACACAGUCGAGGCCAGUAUAUCAAAGUACUCGAAGUUCCUUGAGGAAAGUGGAUCGAUGGAUUUAGACGUGACGAGUCCUAAGCUUCUGAACCGAAAAGUGUUCUUGAAACAGCUGGCAAUGGAUUUAUGCACCAGCGAACGGAGGAUACUGUAUCGCGCUCAAUCUAUAUUAAGGAGAAGGCUGAGAGAUAUAAGAAGUGGUGAGCUAAGGGCUCUCAAGAUUUUUGAUGGCUUCAGAAACUUGUUCAAUUGAAUCAUCACCUCUCUCUCUCUCUCUCUAUGUAUAUUGUCUAUUGCUGAAGAUAAAACCUGAUCCAAGGAGAGGAUUCUGCAUUUUUUAUCUUUAUUUUUUAUGGUUCUUCGGAUCAAUUAUUUGAGAUCCUUAUAUGUUUUUGGUUUUGU